CGAGCGACCCCCCGAGCAGCAGCGGUCCGGGCUAUCUGCCAUCGAUCCCCUCCAACCAGACGGCGGGCGCGCUACCUAUCCCGUGAUCCGCAUCAGGCGCGUCCACAACCGCCAUCACCACGAGAGCAACGACGCGGCCUCAGCUCUGGGCGUCCCGUCGCCGUCGCCAGUCUGCCAGCGUCGCCGUUCGCGUCAUCGCCGACACUCCGCCCCGAUGCAUCGCGCAGCUGUCAGAGCGUUCCGCACCACGUCGACAUACCUCAGCGUCGUCCGCAACCUCUCUCGGACCGCCUCGCGAACCCCGCGCCGAGCCCUUUUCUCCUCCGCGAGCCACCUAGCCCAACGCCAGCAACCCAGCGCCAAUGAGCCUCUGAGGUCCUCCAUGUACUUUCGCCGCUUGCCCGUCGCCCUCGUCUCUAGCCUCGUCGUCGGCUACGGCGCCUGGUACUCGUACAAUUCGUCGAGUGUCCCGGGCGGUCAGGCCGCGCGGAGCUUCACCUCGAAGCAGGGCGCCGGUGCUGGGGCUGGGGAUGCCGUACCGACGCGCACCGUCCUAGUCGUCGGUGCAGACGAGCUCAGGCAGGGAACUAUCGUGGGCGAGGGCCCCAUCUUGAAGCCGACGUCGGACGAUGGUCGCAGGAUCGUCGAGAUGUUGACCCCCGACCAGGCCACGCAGAAACUGCGUCGCUUGGAGCAGUCAUUUUCGGUGAACCGUGGCGAGGGCGUCACGAGGUAUGAUUUGGUCCAACUGCCUAGCAACGACCCCAUCGAGGACGACCACGCGGAGAAGAUUGUCGAGGUCCCUAGUCGCGCAGCAGGAGCCGAGGCAAGCAGCGAUUGGAUGUUCUGGGGCGUUUUCGACGGCCACUCAGGGUGGACGACGUCUGCGACGCUUCGAGAGAGCCUCAUUAGCUACGUUGCCAGGGAGCUCAACCAAACAUACAAGACCUCAGAUUCCAGUCUGCCGACGUCGGAAGCUAUCGAGCUGGCUAUCAAGACCGGCUUUAACCGCUUGGACCACGAGAUAGUUCACAAGAGCGUUGAGAAGGUCUUCAAGGCAAGCUCCAAGGCUGUCGCCGCCGAGUUGCUGCAGCCGGCGCUGUCUGGUUCUUGUGCCUUGUUAUCCUUCUACGACAGUAGAAGCAAGCUACUACGCGUUGCCUGUACCGGUGACUCCCGCGCAGUUCUGGGCCGGCGGUCGGACUCGGGCAAAUGGACGGCGACGGCGCUAUCAGAGGACCAGACUGGCAAUACCCCAAGCGAGGUAGCACGCAUGCGCAAGGAACACCCCGGAGAAGACAACGUGGUCCGCAAUGGCCGAGUUCUGGGCGGCUUGGAGCCGACUCGCGCAUUUGGUGAUGCAGUCUACAAAUGGAGCCGCGACGUUGCUGGGAAGUUGCGCCAGAGCUUUUUUGGUCGUAGCCCAUCUCCUUUGCUCAAGACGCCGCCAUACGUCACAGCCGAGCCCGUCAUCACUACGACGAAAAUUGAGCCGGAGAACGGAGACUUCGUUGUGCUCGCCACCGACGGUCUCUGGGAGAUGUUGACCAACGAUGAAGUUGUUGGCCUCGUCGGGAAGUGGAUCGAAUCCCAGGCGGCUGGCUCGUCCAGCUCGCAGUUCGAGAACGCUUGGGCAAAAAUAUUUGGCUCCGCCAACAAGCCGCUUCCCAUCGAGCAAGGCAAGGGUGACGGGUCAGACGGCCAGCGGACACCCAUCCGCGUGCAGCAGUGGGGGAUCAACCCGGAUGCAAAGGAUCGCUUCACCGUCCAGGACAAAAACGUCGCGACGCAUCUUGUGCGCAACGCACUGGGCGGAAACAAUGACGAGCAAGUGCGGGCGCUCCUCACCCUCCCCUCGCCCUUUUCGAGGAGAUAUCGGGACGAUUUGACCGUGCAAGUCAUCUUUUUCGGCAAGGGCGAGAAGACAGGCGAGGUGACGGUCAACCUCGACGCCACGGCCCAGCCGGACGAGCCCAAGGCGAAGCUCUAGACGGCCCAGCUGGGCAAAUGGUCGCAGCCGUACAGUCGGAGCUUUCUAGCGCUCGUCGGCGUGUUUUUGACGGCCCUAUCUGCGUGGUGCCUCGCUUGACUCGAAUAGUACCCGUUGACUCUUCAGAGCAGCGUGAAGAGCGCGGGGCCGUGCCAGCGACUUCUCAGAUAUUGAAAAGAAGGACGCGGAGGAAGCGCCGAAGCGUUCAUCAUGGUUAUGUUGUCUGGUCCACUACCGACUUUACCCAGGAUAUCGGGACUGGGCCGGACGGGAAUGGGCGUUAACAUACGAACCCAUGCUAUACGUUGUCGACAGCCAAAAUACAGAGAAUAUGCGCGUCGCACCCUCGCAGUUCCUUCCGUAUGGUGACUGUGG
Molecule: messenger RNA, 2365 nt
Organism: Purpureocillium takamizusanense
Lineage: Eukaryota; Fungi; Ascomycota; Sordariomycetes; Hypocreales; Ophiocordycipitaceae
Gene: PTC5
Product: [Pyruvate dehydrogenase (acetyl-transferring)]-phosphatase
Exons: 3
Coding region: 215-1990 (591 amino acids)
Biological process (GO): protein dephosphorylation
Molecular function (GO): protein serine/threonine phosphatase activity
Source: RefSeq, a predicted model, not a curated record